AUGGAUUUGACAACCAUUAGAUUAUCGAAUAUACAUUUUCAAUUGUCAAGUCUUGAAUACUUAUGUGUGGAUUUUGCCUUUGGGACUUCCAAAUUUAGGUUGGAACAAACUCAAGGAAGCAGUCAACGAGUCAAGGCUGUCAGCAAAUUGGACAUCAGUGUUAAUUUGAGAGAGACAGAAAGAUUCAGAAAGAAACAAACCCCGCAAAUUCUUCAUACGCUUCUCAAUCUCUGCCAUCCUCUCACAUUUUCCUUCUUCAUUCUCAGCCUGUGGGCGGAGAAAAGAUAA
Lactuca virosa is the source of this 288-nucleotide messenger RNA. Lineage: Eukaryota; Viridiplantae; Streptophyta; Magnoliopsida; Asterales; Asteraceae. The record is from the annotation of a GenBank genome assembly.